AGAAAUUUCUCAUUUUGUUUCACAUGUUAAAUCAUCUAAUCUUUCAAAUUGUUUGAUAAUCCAAAGAAAAUAUGGCAAAUCCAUUACAAUGUUAUAAUAUUUCAUGUGGUCAAACUUAUCUGGAAAAUGAAAAUAAUGAUCUAGCAUGUCAAUAUCAUCCAGGUCGACCAUAUUUUCAUGAUGGUUAUAAAGAAUGGACCUGUUGUAAGAUGCGUUCAAGAGAUUUUUCCGUAUUCAUGGGUUACAAAGGAUGCACAAAAGGACGACAUUCAAAUGUGAAACCUGAAGAACCAGCCAAACCGACUGACAACAACGAGUCAACGGAAUCGGUAACAAUCCAACAAAAUGAUGAAAAUAAAAAACCAAAAGAACCGAUCGAACCAUUUAUUCCACCGGAUGCUAAUCACGAACAAGAAUUGGAAAUAUUCGAAUCAUCUAAUGUAGCUUCAGCUCCACCAGUUCCAAAGGCAAUUAUAAUAUGUAAGAAUUGUAAAAAUGAAGAAUCAACAUUAAACAUGGCUGGUCCAUGUCAUUAUCAUAAAGGAGUUCAAAUUUUCCAUGAUGCCUAUAAAUAUUGGAGCUGUUGUCAUCAUAAAAAAUUUUCGGAUUUUGAAGAUUUUCAAAAAUUACCACCAUGUUCUCGAGCAGAUCAACAUAUAUUGAUAGCAAAAAUUGAAUAUAAAGAAAAUUGGUUUCAAACACCCGGUACAAUCACUAUAGCUUUAUAUGGUUUAAAAGGUGCACGUCAAGAAUCACAAGAUGGAAAAAUUCGUUCCAAGGUUUUAAUUCGUGGUGGUCGACAUUUGUUUGUUCGUUUGAUCAAUCAUGAAGGAUUGAUUAUUUUCGAAAAAGAAUGGACAUUAAGAGAUUAUGUCCGCAAUGAAGGUAAUAAAGUUAUUAUAAACGUUUCAAAUGUACAGAUAACAUUGAAAAAAUCGAAUGAAAAUUAUCAUUGGCCUAAAUUGAUUGUUGAUUAAAUUUGAAAAAAAAAAUUUUAUUUUUAUUUUAUUUUAUUCAAUAUGAAUUAGUAAAUGAUUGU
This is a messenger RNA of Dermatophagoides pteronyssinus (European house dust mite), 1039 nucleotides long. RefSeq names its product cysteine and histidine rich domain containing protein (gene mora). NCBI's taxonomy places the organism in Eukaryota, Metazoa, Arthropoda, Arachnida, Sarcoptiformes, Pyroglyphidae. The record is from RefSeq and is a predicted model, not a curated record.